This is a messenger RNA of Micropterus salmoides (largemouth bass), 2622 nucleotides long. Its product is annotated as complement C2. The record is from RefSeq and is a predicted model, not a curated record. Lineage: Eukaryota; Metazoa; Chordata; Actinopteri; Centrarchiformes; Centrarchidae. The transcript has 18 exons. Gene Ontology annotation, molecular function: serine-type endopeptidase activity. Gene Ontology annotation, biological process: complement activation; proteolysis. Gene Ontology annotation, cellular component: extracellular region. Bases 107 to 2428 code for a protein of 773 amino acids.
GGUAAUCAGUCAUCAAAUAAAGCAGUUGACUGCAGGUCGAUACAGACACUCUCACUGUGGUUUCUGUCACUCAAAGACACAAACACCACUGAUACAGAGUCUGGUCAUGUAUAUCAAGUCCAUACUUUGGAUCCUUCUAUUCAUCUCUGUCCAGGAGGUUUCCCCGCAGGACCAUGAUGUUUAUUAUUAUUAUGAUGAGGAAAUAGAGUCUCUGAAAUGCUCAACCACAGAGAGCAUCAGAGGUGGACACGUCACCUACUCACAGGGAGGGCUGGAGGGCAGUGUGCUGACCUAUCACUGCAGCCAGGGGCAAUACCCUUUCCCAGUCAGCCACAGGCACUGUACUGAGGGGGAGUGGUCGCUCAUGAGAUCAGCCAAUGGCAGGCCGGUGUCACGGGCCAUAUGCAAAGACGUGUUGUGUCCGGCUCAGCUCCAGCUGGAUCACGGUGACAUCUGGCCCAGGGACCAGUGGCUCCGGGUUGGGAUGACGCAGAACUUCUCCUGCCAAGAAGGGUUCACCCUCUACGGGUCAGCCCAGAGGAACUGCACCCUCUCUGGGGACUGGACAGGAACCAGUCCUGUCUGUGACAACCAUGCUGAUGACUGUAAUGACCCAGGGGUCCCACCAGGGGCCCAGAGGUCAGCGGGCCGGUUUCACACUGGAGAGAAGGUUAUCUACCGGUGUCAGACUGGUCUGGAUCUGCUCGGGUCAGCUGAAAGGGUUUGCCUUGAGAACAAGGAGUGGAGUGGCUCAACACCACGGUGCCAAGGUCCAAAUACCUUUGACUCUCCCAGCAUGGUGGCAGAAGCCAUGGCAGGGUCUCUUGCAGGAGUCAUGGAUGUGCUCACACCAGAAUCCAAAAAGAAAUCUGGCAGGGUGUCCUAUGGCCGAACAAUCCGUGUGGCUGAAGGCAGUCGUAUAAAUGUUUACAUUUUACUUGACACAUCAGGAAGCAUCCGAGAGCAGGAAUUUGAAAGAUCCAGGAACGCCACCAUUGCUCUAAUUGAAAAGUUGGACAGCUACGAGGUGCAGCUGAAGUUCCAUGUGUUGUCAUUUGCCAGCGAGGCUAUAGACAUCGUUGACAUUAGAGACUCGGAUGCAAGUGGAGACAUAGACAACGUCAUAUGGAAACUGAUGGAGUUCGACUACAGUAGCCAUGGGAGUAAGACGGGCACCAACCUACACGCUGCCUUGCACCGUGUCAGUGAGCUAAUCAACUUCUUGAAGCAAAGCAGUGCCAAGAACCAUUUUAAUGAGACUCAGAACAUCAUCAUCAUAGAAACAGAUGGUUUCUCUAACACAGGAAACAAACCUCAGAUUGCCUUGGCCAGGAUCCGGAAUCUGCUGGGCUACCGCAACACAUCCCCCGAUCACACAGACGAGUCAUUGCUUGAUGUCUAUGUUUUUGGUAUUGGGGAAGAAGUGAAGAAAGAUCAGUUGAACGCCUUAGCUUCACAGAAACGUAAUGAGAUGCACGUCUUCAUUCUGAAAAACUUCAAGACACUGGGACAGGUUUUCAACAGCAUUAUUAGUGACAAGAGUGUGACCAUGUGUGGGGUGGCUCAGGAAGCAACCUCAGAUGAAAAGAGCACGACAGUCUUCCCCAAUCCAUGGCACGUUACUCUGCAAAUGACUUCAGAUUCGUGUUUUGGAUCCAUUGUGAGCCAGAACUGGGUGCUGACAGCUGCUCACUGCUUUGUCAGAACGAGCAAAGACCCAGUCCGUCAGAAGCCGCUCAUACAACAUGGUGAGGGCACGGUGUCUUCACAGAAUGUGAUCAUUCACCCCAAGUACAACAUCAGGGCACUCAAAACCAGAAACGUUUCGGAGUUCUAUGACUACGAUGUAGCUCUGGUACAGGUAGCCAAGAGCAUCCCGCUCUCCUGGAAAGCCAGACCUAUCUGCUUGCCAUGUACUGUUCCAGCCAGCCGAGCCAUGAAGAAAGUCAACGCUACCUGUCAGCAGCACCGAAAGGAACUGCUACCACACACGGAGACUUCUGCCUUUUUCAUCCAUAAGAACUUGAGACGCAAACAAACACAUAUUCACACAGAGAGUCAGAGGCCUAGCUGUGUGGAGAAGGCAAGGCAAGUACUCAAUGAGCCCACCAAUGUGACUUUGGAUGAGUACAUACCUGACAGAUUACUCUGUUCUGGGGGAUCCUCUAAAUACCAGGAUGCUAUCGUCUGUAAAGGUGACUCUGGUGGAUCCCUGUUUCUGCAAAAAAAAAAACGCUACUUUCAGGUGGGAGUAGUGAGCUUUGGCACCAUCAACGUAUGUGACCUAAGUAACCCAGAGAUGAGACGGUACAGCAGUGACAGGCCACCUCCUGAUGCUCGAGACUUUCACAUCGACCUGUUUAAGAUAAUGCCGUGGCUGAAACAGCAUCUGGGUGCAGAGAUCCAGUUCCUGCCUGAGUUUGACUGAGAAUAAUCAAUCAGUCAAUCAAUCCGAGAUCUCUUUGGAUUAAACCAUAAUAAUGGCAUGCAGAAUUCAAAAGAGAUUUCCAAAACUUUAUUUUCAAAUGGAAUACCAUAGUCAUGUUGCAGUAAACUUACCUGUAAAAUGGAGAUGUUUUUAAUCAUCAAAUCAUACAAAACAUAAAAAAGUAAUUAUUCUUA